AUGGCCACCUCCUUACUUGUGAAUCUGAAUCUGAUCAUGGCUGCAAUAAUAAUACUCUGCAAUAUUUCAUCAGUUUCUUCUACAAAUACUUCUCUUCCUCCACCUAUGAGCCCGAGGAAUCAAUACGAAGAGAUUGGCGCUGCCAUAGGAGAGAUGCAAAGCGGCAACUACUUCACCUUUGUAAUGCUGAUGAACAUGGUAGGCCCCUUUGAUGAGAGACUAGAAAAGAACGUCACUUUCUUGAUGCCCAACGAUCAGAUGCUAUCAGAGGUGGUGUUGCCAGUGGCAGUGGCAGAUGAGGAGGGGGACGCUGUUAUGGAUUUCUUGCUUCGUCAUUCGAUCCCUUCACCAUUGCUUUUCGAGUAUUUGGAACAUAUCCCAACAGGUUCAACAAUUCCGAGUUCAAAGCCAGGCUACUUACUCAGAGUCUCCAACAAUGCCAGCAACAAUGCAGGGAGGUAUUUCUAUCUCAACAAUGUCAAAAUUGUUAAACCAAAUGUAUGCACUGCAUCGGCCUCUUCUAUUCGAUGCCAUGGCAUAGACGGGGUUCUAGCACCACUAGAACCUCCUCCUCCUCCUUUACAACCACCACCUGAUCAAGAUGAUGAUUCUUGUUCUGAUAAAGCUCCUCCAGCCUCAUCAUCACCCGUUGAUGAUAAUCCAAAUACACCAGCUGCAGUGCCUGCCUCGCCCCUAACUGACCCAGCAAAUUUAAAAUCAUCAGCUGCUCCCUCUUCUCUGUUUCUUUCGUCUCAUGAACAAGGUCAUGGUUUGAGGAUGUCAUUGACCAGCUGUGCUAUAUUGCUGUCCGUUUUCAUCUCUAUGAUCUAG
Messenger RNA from Prunus dulcis (almond), 831 nucleotides. RefSeq lists its product as uncharacterized. The transcript has a single exon. The coding region runs from base 1 to 831 and encodes 276 amino acids. NCBI's taxonomy places the organism in Eukaryota, Viridiplantae, Streptophyta, Magnoliopsida, Rosales, Rosaceae. The record is from RefSeq and is a predicted model, not a curated record.